Messenger RNA from Closterium sp. Naga37s-1, 477 nucleotides. The record is from the annotation of a GenBank genome assembly. NCBI's taxonomy places the organism in Eukaryota, Viridiplantae, Streptophyta, Zygnematophyceae, Desmidiales, Closteriaceae.
AUGGACGGCCCACCCUUUGUCCCGUGGCAAAGUGAUGCUCUCUACUCACAGGUGGGAGGACUAGCAAAAGCCGAAGAAGCAGAAGCAGCUAUAGCAGCAGCAGCGGUGGGAGCGAAAAGCAAGGCAUGGGCAGCACUCCUCGCACCGUCUUGUACCACUCUCUUUACCAUCCGCACCGUCUCCUCUUCCCCCUCUCCCUCCUCCCCUUCUCCCUCUUCCCCUUCUCCCUCCUCCACUUCUCCCUUCUUCUCACCCCCCCCCUUGCACAACAGCUUCUGCCUCACCAACCCCUCUGAGAAGGUUGCGGCGGAAAGCAGCUUCGAGGAAGGGAGCAGGAUUGAGUGGUCUUGUGGGUCGGAGGGGAGAUUAGGGGAUGGAGGGGCGGAAAGAGGAUUUGAGCUGGGCGGAGGCAAGGGGGGAGCAGGAGGGGGUCUGGGCGAAGGAAUGGGGGAAAUAGGUGAGGAGCUGGAGGUGUAG